Capronia epimyces CBS 606.96 is the source of this 231-nucleotide messenger RNA. Its product is annotated as V-type H+-transporting ATPase subunit H. The transcript has 3 exons. Gene Ontology annotation, molecular function: proton-transporting ATPase activity, rotational mechanism. Lineage: Eukaryota; Fungi; Ascomycota; Eurotiomycetes; Chaetothyriales; Herpotrichiellaceae. The annotation marks the transcript as partial. Gene Ontology annotation, cellular component: vacuolar proton-transporting V-type ATPase, V0 domain. Gene Ontology annotation, biological process: proton transmembrane transport; vacuolar acidification. The record is from RefSeq and is a predicted model, not a curated record.
AGUUGUAACAGGUGGUCUCUGAUAAUUGGCCUUGUCAUAAUUGUGGCUCUUAGUGUGGGCGCGUGGUUUCUGAGCCCAAAGGGCGAGAAUCAAACGAUCUGGAGAAAUACUUUGAUCCUGAGUUUUGCUAGUUGCUACAUUAUGUGGGCAAUCACCUUCCUCGCCCAGUGGCACCCUCUGAUCGAGCCUCGAAUGGCCAAAUUACGACACGGCUAUCUCGGUGGCAGUUAA